This is a messenger RNA of Canariomyces notabilis, 2209 nucleotides long. RefSeq names its product Sodium:dicarboxylate symporter. The transcript has 2 exons. Gene Ontology annotation, biological process: L-glutamate transmembrane transport. Lineage: Eukaryota; Fungi; Ascomycota; Sordariomycetes; Sordariales; Chaetomiaceae. Bases 476 to 1900 code for a protein of 474 amino acids. Gene Ontology annotation, cellular component: plasma membrane. The record is from RefSeq and is a predicted model, not a curated record. Gene Ontology annotation, molecular function: glutamate:sodium symporter activity; L-glutamate transmembrane transporter activity; neutral L-amino acid transmembrane transporter activity.
GGGAAGCUUGAAAGAAACGGCCGAAAAUGGGUCCGCUGGAACUUACAGGUGGAGGCGCACUCACACUGUGGAUUAGCGGUUAGUAUAGGGGCUGCGGUUGGCACUGGGUUGCUCUUGCCCAGCUGCAGAGCCAAGGCAUCCUGUGCUGCUUCCUGGGAUCACCUGCUGAGAAUGCCACCGAUUGGCACCACCCAUUACACACAGGAUUUACUUUGGUCUGGAUUGGGCAGGUCAACAAACGCUUGGCUAUGUGCCAAGCACCCAGACCAAGCCGACAUCAGAAAGAUGCCCCGUGAUAAACCGAUUGCUCGGUUCAAUGCUGGCUGUGGCAAUGGUCGGUUUCUGUCCAACGCUAUAUUAAAAAAUAUAAAGUCUUAGAUCGUUCCGCUGCGCUUUGUGCAACACCUGCUCGGGCGCGAGUCAAAGUGACGUUUUUCGACUUGAGUUGGUCGUUGCCAACACCAACAUCAUCAUCAUGUCAAGCGAGAAAACUCACGGGGUGGAUACUGGCGCCGCCGAGCGCCAAACGUCAAACAGCUCGCAAACUGAGCAUCAGGCCGAGGAGGUUCACGAGAAAAAGCCAUGGUGGCACUCGCUCAUCGAGGCGGGCUCCGCCACGCAAAUCGUCAUUGCCGCUGUGCUUGCCAUCGCCAUCGGUGUCGCUGUCACUUCGACCGUUGAGGAUGUCCCCCCGGCAGCCGUCACGCUCGUCGGCAUUCCUGGCAGGCUGUGGUUGCGUGCACUGAGAGCUUGCGUGCUCCCCUUGAUCGUCACUGCAAUUGUUCUCGCCGUGCAACGGUUGCAGAAAAUGUCGGGUGACGGCGGACAGAAGCUGGCCAGGGUUACCAUCAUCUACUACGUCGCUACCACGCUGCUGGCCAUCGUCAUCAGCACAAUCUUGACGGAUCUCGUUUGGGGGCGGCUGAUGCAGAGGGCUGAAGGGUCCAGCCUCGCAGUGGACGCAGACGAUGCGGAAACGUACCAGGAGCGGCAAGAGGUGGACAUCCACGAGGUGGUGCAGGACAUGUUCGACUCGCUGAUUCCGCAAAACGUGGUCGACUCGCUGGCCAAGGACGCCUUGCUCGGCAUUCUCGUGACUGCCGUGGUGAUCGGCUACCUCCUCAAGCCAACCUCCCACAUUGUGCGAGCUCUGGAGGAGAUUGAGGACUUGAUCACGAAAAUCAUCACCUUCCUCAUCAAGAUUGCGCCCAUCGGCGUAUUUUUCUUGAUCCUGCCCAACCUCUUCCGCCUCGACAUCCGAAACAUUGGUUACAACCUCGGCAUCCUCAUCGGCGGCGGCGUCACCAACAUGGCCAUCCAUCUCUUCAUCGCCCUGCCCAUCGUCUUCUUCGCAUUGACGCGCAAGAACCCCUACACAUACUGGUUCAAGUGCUCGCCGGCCUGGCUGACCGCGUGGGGUUCCGCCUCGUCGGCCGCGACGCUGCCCGUGACCAUGAAGUGCGUCGCGGCGCGGGGCGUACCCAUGACGGUCAACAAGUUCAGCGUGCCGCUGGGCUGCCUGGUCAACAUGGACGGGACAGCCAUCUACUUCCCGCUGUGCGUCGUCUUCCUGGCCGAGACGCAGGGCAUCCGGCUGACGCCCGCCGACUACACCAUUGUGUGCCUGCUGUCGACGCUGGCCUCGAUCGGCACGACGCCCAUCCCCAGCUCGUCCCUGGUCCUGACCGUCAUGAUCGCGCAGAGCGUCAACGUCCCCAUCACGGGCAUGUACGGCGUCAUCAUUGCCAUCGACUGGUUCCUGGACCGCUUCCGCACCGCCGUCAACGUCAGCGGCGAUAUGUUUGCCGCGUCUGUCAUCACCAAGCUCACGGGCAUCCAGGACCCUCCCGAGGAGGACGGCAUAGUGGGCGAGGUUACCGACAACAGCCAGCGGGUAUGAGGAUGAUGAUUUGUUAGAGUGUAGUGAGCCUGGAUAGUAGGUUGUCUAGUUUGAUUGAUAUGACUUAUGGUAUCAUUGUCAAUAUCCGCACCGCUUGGUGUUAGACCCGCUCCAUUGCCUCCUGAGACCUGACUUGAACUACAGUAGUAUAUCUCCUCACUCAUCCUAGCAGUGUGCUUGAGGCGCUCGAGAUUGCUAGUGUCAAGAGAGAUGAAAUCUUAGUUUUAAGGUAAAAAUACUCGGAGAUCCAAAGAAUGAUUUGCCGCAAGUAUAAGAAAGGUAGCCGACCCUUCAGGUUGACAGAAUCAG